Molecule: messenger RNA, 1268 nt
Organism: Lolium rigidum
Lineage: Eukaryota; Viridiplantae; Streptophyta; Magnoliopsida; Poales; Poaceae
Product: protein ANTAGONIST OF LIKE HETEROCHROMATIN PROTEIN 1-like
Exons: 2
Coding region: 1-1266 (421 amino acids)
Cellular component (GO): PRC1 complex; ESC/E(Z) complex
Molecular function (GO): chromatin binding
Source: RefSeq, a predicted model, not a curated record
AUGGCCACGGGGAAGAAGCCCAAGAAGGGCAAGCGGAAGAUCAGGGGCUCCAAGAAAGCUAAGACCCAGGGCCCCAGCAAGGUCAAGAGAGGCAAGUCCACGGGCACACUGGUGGCGCGCCGGGCCGACCUCCGCGGUCCUGACACGGAGUGGUGGGACGCCUUCCUCAGCAAGCAGCACGAACUAAUUAAUUUCCAUUCAUUCUGGUGGACAGAUGGUAGUGCGCCAGUGCCUUCAGACGAGGAGGACGCAUUCAGGUACUUCUUCAGGACAUCGAGGAGGACCUUUGACUACAUCUGCUCGAUUGUGCGGGAUGAUUUGAUAUCGAUGCCGCCGUCUGGGCUGAUUAACAUUGAGGGGAGACUGCUUAGUGUCGAGAAGCAAGUAGCAAUUGCCAUGAGGAGGCUGGCAUCUGGCGAUGCGCAGGUGAACAUUGGAGCUUCUUUUGGUGUGGGGCAGUCUACUGUUUCGCAGGUGACAUGGAGGUUUAUCGAGUCAAUGGAAGAGAGGGCUCGCCAUCAUUUGGUGUGGCCGGACCAGGAGAGAAUGGAGGACAUCAAAGCUAAGUUGGAGGCUGUAACUGGUCUGCCGAAUUGUUGCGGUGCCAUUGAUGCCACGCACAUUACCAUGACGCUUCCUGCUGUUGACUCAUCUGAAGACUGGUGCGACCCUGCGAAGAACUACAGUAUGUUCCUGCAAGGGGUUGUUGACGAUGAGAUGAGAUUUAUUGAUAUUGUCACUGGUUGGCCGGGCGGUCUGACAGUCUCACGCCUGUUGGAAUACUCUGGGUUCUACAAGCUCUGUGAGGCUGGUAGUCGCUUGAAUGGUCCUGUCCGAGUUUCAGGGAACGAUGCAGAAAUAAGGGAAUUCAUUGUUGGUGACAUCUGUUAUCCUCUUCUCCCGUGGCUUAUGACUCCAUUCCAAGGAAAAAAUCUAUCUACCCCUAUGGUCAACUUUAAUGCCCGUCAAAAAGAUGCAAAGAUGCUUGGAACAAGAGCAUUGGCACGCCUGAAAGGCUCCUGGAGGAUCUUGGACAAAGUCAUAUGGAGGCCUGCUAAAGAUAAGUUGCCGAGUAUCAUUCUUGUGUGCUGUCUGCUUCACAAUAUAAUUCUGGAUUGCAAAGAUGAACUGCUUCCGCAUAUUCAACUUCCAGACCAUCAUGAUACCGGCUAUAACAUAAAGAAAUGCAAGCAAGAGAAUCCUAUAGGCAAAGUGAUGAGAGACACCAUUGCAGGACAUCUCCCAAUCUAUGAAGCUAAAUCUUGAAA